AAAAGGGUGCAGUCCAAAAGUGCUGCCUGUUUUGACUUAUAUAUAGCAGAGGUGCUGAGACUAUUAAAUUCUGCACACUUUAAAGACUGUGCGAGAGUUUUACAGCAAUUUUUAAGAAUACCUGUAUAAGCUCUGCCAAGAUGCCUGGAUCUGUUCCAGCUAACGGUGAAGCUGGCUGGCCCAAGGAUGUGGGAAUUGUUGCAAUGGAAGUGUAUUUUCCCUCUCAGUAUGUGGACCAGGCUGAACUGGAGCAGUUUGAUGGCGUGUCAGCCGGGAAAUAUACCAUUGGCCUGGGUCAGGCCAAAAUGGGCUUCUGCACAGACCGUGAGGACAUCAAUUCCUUGUGCCUGACUGUGGUCCAGCAACUGAUGGAGAGAAACUGCCUUUCCUAUGACAGUGUGGGCAGACUGGAGGUGGGUACUGAGACCAUCUUUGACAAGUCCAAGUCGGUGAAGACUGUGCUGAUGCAGCUGUUUGAGGAGUCUGGGAACACGGAUGUUGAAGGCAUCGACACCACCAAUGCCUGUUAUGGCGGCACAGCUGCCCUUUUUAAUGCAGUCAACUGGGUGGAGUCUAGCUCCUGGGAUGGGCGUUAUGCGCUGGUAGUGGCAGGAGACAUCGCUGUUUAUGCCACAGGAAGUGCUCGGCCGACAGGGGGUGCUGGAGCUGUAGCCAUGCUUGUGGGACCUAAUGCCCCACUAGCUUUUGAGAGAGGUAUUCGUGGGACUCACAUGCAGCAUGCCUAUGAUUUCUACAAGCCUAACAUGGUUUCAGAAUAUCCAGUGGUUGAUGGCAAGCUUUCUAUUCAGUGCUACAUCAGUGCAUUAGAUAGGUGCUACGAAGUGUUUCGCAAUAAAAUCCACGCACAGUGGCAAAAAGAGGGAACUGAUAAGCGUUUUAGUCUUGAUGAUUUUGGCUUUAUGACCUUUCACUCUCCCUACUGCAAACUGGUACAGAAGUCUUUAUCUCGUCUGCUGCUCAAUGACUUCCUCAGUGACCCCAACCCCAACACGGAGAAUGGUGUCUUCAGUGGGAUGGAGGCUUUCAGGGAUGUGAAGCUAGAGGACACGUAUUUUGAUCGCGACGUGGAGAAGGCAUUUAUGAAAGCUAGUGCUGAGAUGUUUGAACAGAAAACAAAGGCAUCUCUCCUGCUCUCAAAUCAGAAUGGCAAUAUGUACACACCAUCUGUCUAUGGUUGCUUGGCCUCUGUGAUUGCACAGCACACUCCUCAGCAGUUAGCAGGCCAGAGGAUUGGAGUGUUUUCCUAUGGCUCGGGCUUUGCUGCUACAUUGUACUCCAUACGAGUCACUCAAGACGCCACGCCUGGCUCAUCGCUAGACAAGCUGACUGCCAGCCUGUGUGAUCUCCAGGCCCGUCUGGACUCCAGAAAAAAAGUAGCACCAGAGGUCUUUGCAGAGAACAUGAAGCUGAGAGAGGACACUCAUCACCUAGCAAACUACAUACCUCAGGGCUCAGUGGAUGAUCUGUUCCCUGGCACCUGGUACCUGACACGAGUUGAUGAAAAAUAUCGCAGGCAGUAUGCUAGACGACCCUUGAAUGAAGAUGGACCCCUGGAAGCUGGACUGGUUCAUUCUACUACAGCUACAGAGCAUAUACCCAGCCCCGCUAAGAAAGUACCACGGAUUCCUGCUGUUACCACAGGACCUGAAAUGGUUGCUAUUAGCAAUGGAGAGCAUUGACAUUACCUCUGUGAGGUAUAAACCUGAUUUAAGAUUACCAUGUCAAAAAGACAAAAAAUAUGAAAGAACUAAAGAAACCCAUCUACCUUUCAAUGUUGUGCUACAUGAAACAACUGCACAAAAGUGUAUUUUCUGUAAAGUAGAUGUGUAUGUACAUAUAAUUAAGCUUUUUAAUUACAAUAAGUAGAUGAUUCAGCUGGUGGUUGCCUUAGCCAUGCCAAAAUUGUUUUUGUUGUUUAAUGUUAAGGUACACCUAAGGUGUGUAAGUCAUGGCAUGGCAGCAUUAAGGAAAAUAAAGAAUACUCCUACACAUUAUGAAAACAAUGAGCUGUGUUAUUUAGCUGUGUCUUCAGAUCCUGCUUAAUACAUUAAAUUCUCUGUUCAUUUAAGCAGUUACAGAUGUCAUUAAUGAGAAUAUACAGUAAGGACUUGUAGGGCUUUCUUUUCCCCCAUGACUUAGAAAAUUCGAAGGUUGAGGCUUGUGAGUAUUUGCUAACAUUAAAACGGAAUAAAUCCAGCUAAAGGAAAAGGUUUCAGAAGUCUGCUAAAUGCACACUGUAUUCUAGUUGCACAUGAAAUUAUGAAAAUGUGCAUUUAUGUUCUUUUACAAAAGUGCUGCUAAAAUUGAGAAGAAGGAAAAGCCAGACAAAUAUGGCUCUGUGGCUUCAAUAAGUGAAAAGGGAAGUGUUUUUUAACUACUUAUUGGUUUUUAGUGCUGCUAUCUACCAUGCUGUGAGCAGUUAAGUGUCAGCAUGUUAUACAAACUUACUGUCAUAAGCAUUUAUAAUAUUCACAUGCUGUACGUUUGCUUAUUGAACACUGUGGAGCAAAAUAUAAGGUUUUCAUUAUUUCAAGACAUAUGUUGUCACCAGUAGGGUUAAGCCAUGAUCACCUCAGGCAGAUAAGAAUGUCCAUCUUCAGUGCAUGACCAUUGAUGGAUAGCAGUCCAAGGCAUCCGUGAAUCAAUUAAGUUGUCUUCAUCAGCUGUGAAUGACUAAAGAAAGUUUGCAUGGAAGAAAUUGAUUGUUAGUGAAGUUUCUUUUGUGUUUUAAUAUCUUGUAAAGAUCUAUGAGAAAAAGUUCAUUUUUAUUAAAUUAUGCAAGAUAAAGUAUUUCCCUUUUUAAGAUGGGGAAGUACAUUUUUUGUCUUUCUCAGAUCUGCUUCACACUGUAAUCUUACAAAAUCUGUAAUUCUCUCUUUUUUUUUCUGGAGUUGCAACAGCAUUGGAGUUCUGCCAAGCCAGGACGGGUCUCAUUGUGAAAAGGGGAAAAUGUUGAUUCACAUUUUUGUGCAUGUCCGCUUUUUAAAAUGAGUGAAGUCACUUUAUUGGUCAUUAGUCAAUUAGGUCAAUUAGUCAUUUGAAGGUAGCUGGUAUUAUUCUUUGUUUUUUUACUAAAACAAAGUCUGUGGUUCUUACUGCCAUCUUGUUAGUAAACAUUUAAGAAAGCUAAAACAAAGCCCAGUUAAUGACCUUGUGAGCAUCUCCAGAACUAAGUAUCUGGUAAUUUAAGUAUUAUUAUUAUUCGAAAACACAAAAUCUUUUUUUUUGCUUGAAUAGAAUGUUUGGUUUUCAUCUGUUAUAAUCUACCCAAUUGCAUUGCAUCCAUUAAAGAUCUACUGUAUAAAGAUACCCAAAAACCAAAUAAAAGAACUUGGCAUUAUUAGGGUAUUCAUGUUAGGAUGAAGGUGUCAUUUCACCUUCCUGCUGGCUGUGCAAAAAGGAUGCAAAGCUUUCAUUUUUCAACUAAGACUAUGGGUUCAGGCUGAAGCCAAAGCUGUUACUGCUUCUGUGUUUUGGGUCUUUAAAGUCACAGAGAUGAGUAUUGUAAUAUUAAAAGGGAAUUGGCACAUUUUGGAACUUUUCUGACAAAGUACCUAUGAAAUUGUUUGAAAGACUUCUUCAAUAAAAUAAUGAUUGAUAGUAAAUUAAUUUUAGAUGAAUUUGGAUGAAUAAUAUUUUUCUAUAUUUAAAGUGUUUCUGAUUGUUCGAAAUACAUUGAACUAACAAAAUAUGGAGUUUGGGGAAUAGACGAUUAAAUAUCAAUUUUCUUUAUUAUAGACUAAUUCCAAAUUAUUCCUGCAAUAAACAGGAACAAACAAAAGUGCAAAAACUAAAAAUACAAUGGAAAAACGAACAGGCAGGGUUAAUAGCAAGAAACUAGACUGUCAUCGUCUCAUUACAAAUGGUUCACAUUUCUGUAAACCUUACCGUAAGCGUGUAAGAAAUGUAUAAUAAUAAUUAAGUGUUUUCUUUUUUUAAUUUUGUAGCCAAGAACUUUUGUUUCUAUAGUUAUUCUGAUGAGGCUGUUUACAGUUUAAGAUUUUUUGUGUGUAAUGUACAGUUAUCACUGUAACUAACUGUAAUUUAUAUAUAUAGAAUCAAUUGCUUUCUAAUUAACUGUCCUGUUCUUGUCAAAAAUCUAUGUAUAAAGUGAUCUCUGGUGAUAGGACUUCUGUAUGUACAACAGAAUGAAUAUUUGAAAAAAAAUUGAAAGCAAAUAAACUCUGUUAGCUUA
This is a messenger RNA of Lepisosteus oculatus (spotted gar), 4216 nucleotides long. RefSeq names its product 3-hydroxy-3-methylglutaryl-CoA synthase 1 (soluble) (gene hmgcs1). Gene Ontology annotation, biological process: acetyl-CoA metabolic process. Gene Ontology annotation, molecular function: hydroxymethylglutaryl-CoA synthase activity. NCBI's taxonomy places the organism in Eukaryota, Metazoa, Chordata, Actinopteri, Semionotiformes, Lepisosteidae. The record is from RefSeq and is a predicted model, not a curated record.